Molecule: messenger RNA, 882 nt
Organism: Aspergillus mulundensis
Lineage: Eukaryota; Fungi; Ascomycota; Eurotiomycetes; Eurotiales; Aspergillaceae
Exons: 1
Coding region: 1-882 (293 amino acids)
Source: RefSeq, a predicted model, not a curated record
AUGGAUCCAGGCAAGGAUCCCGAUCAUGACGUUUAUUUCUUGGUCAGCGUAUCUUUCCUUGCCAUCACCGCAUACAACACGAUGGAGCUUUUCUGCUGGAUUCUCGAUUAUUUCAAACGCUGGCAGGGCCUCUACUUCUGGAGCAUCUCGAUAGCAAAUCUCUCCGUCGGCGCCUUCAUGGUCAUUGCGACCUUUGCGACCGCUCAAGCCAUCAAGCCCUUAGCCUUUGGCAUCGGCACCGCUUUGGUUGAUCCCGCCAUUCUCGUUUCCACCGCCCUGGUCCUAUACUCGCGCUUAUACCUCAUCACAAGAGGGCGCAUUGUCAAAUUCGUGUUCUGGCUCAUCAUCAUAAGCUCUUUUUUCAUUUACAUCCCAUCAGUCACUCUCCUAAUGGGUGCAGCCGCCGGAGAUCCUCGCUUCUUCGGCACCACCCUGGAGCGCUUCAACGAACGCUACACAUCGCUCGGCUCGAUCGGCCGCGAACUCCUCAUCUGCGGAAUCUACAUCUACGAAUCACUCCGCCAGCUCAAACCAAUCAUGUCGCUGAAAGGACGCGCAGGCCGCAAGGUCCUGUGCCAUCUGAUCGCCGUCAACGUGGCCGUCGUGCUAUUGGACCUCAUCGCGAUCUUCCCGCUGUGCACUACGAAGUGGCACAUUGGGCAGUGGUACCGGGGCGCGGGAAUCCAGUACGGCAUUUUUGCCCAGAGCGUCAAGCUCAAGAUUGAGUUCUCCGUUCUGAAUAACCUUGUCGAGUUGCUUGAGGCGCCGCUGAAGAAUGCGGGGCUGCCGUCGACUGAGAAUAGUCAGGCUGGUCGAGACACGUGCACGUGUUUGCAGGGGGAGGGCCUGACGCCGUCGCAUUCAACGGGCUGGACGAGGUAG